Messenger RNA from Physcomitrium patens, 2370 nucleotides. Its product is annotated as ribonuclease III domain-containing protein RNC1, chloroplastic. Gene Ontology annotation, cellular component: nucleus. The record is from RefSeq and is a predicted model, not a curated record. Gene Ontology annotation, molecular function: double-stranded RNA binding; ribonuclease III activity. Lineage: Eukaryota; Viridiplantae; Streptophyta; Bryopsida; Funariales; Funariaceae. Gene Ontology annotation, biological process: regulation of gene expression; RNA processing.
CCUCAUUCCAGUAGAAGAACACAUCAAUAAGACUAAACUACUGGGUUGUAUGCGCGCGCAGGUGUUGUGGGACAGGAUACUUUUGGGAAUUUGGAAAGAAGAGUGAGCGAUAUAGAUGUUGUUGUGAAAGCAUUGAGAAAUUCGAUUUGGGGAUUUGAGGAUCUGUUUUGUUGUUGUUGUUGUUGCAAUGGCGCCUGCUGGAGCGUUGCAACACAGCAUGAUUCCUCUGUAUUCCGUUUUCAAAUGCCCUCGGACGCCCCUCUCUUUCUCUCAGAAUUGUUUGCGAGGGUUUUUGUUAAGAAGUGGGGUGGAUGAAGCAGAGCUGCAAAUUAGGAAAGGGCGCGGUGCGAGGCUGGUUACUUGUGCUGUUGGGGUCCCAGCGAAGAAUUGGAAAGGGGACCCAAACACACCUCAGGAGUGGCAGUGGACUCCGAACCGUAGGCCGCGGCAACCUGGAGAGAAGCGGAAGAAAAUCCCGUUCCCGAAACCUAAGAAGGAGAGGGUUUUGCUGAGACCGCCUCUCGAUGAUACGCGGCUGGCGGAGAAGCUGUUGAGUAGCCCGCAGUUGACGUUGACGAAUUUUCCUCUACUCAGUGCGUGCCUGCCUUCAGCGCCGUUGAAUCAGCAUGAUGAGGCUUGGAUGGAGGAAUUCUUAUUGGAAGCGAAGGAUGCAUUAGGACUGGCGUCAUUUACGCCCGAAGAGGGUUCUCCUGCAGCUCAGUUGGAUACUCUGCUUUAUCUUGCAUUUCAGCACCCUGACAGCGUGAGGGCAAGGAAGGCACCUUAUGUCCGGAAAGCCCAUUCGCGACUGGCAUUUCUUGGGGAAUAUGUGCUGGAACUUGCCAUGGCAGAGCUAGUGCUUCAGAUGUUUCCUAGAGAGUUGGUUGGAAGUUUGAGAGAGCGUGUUUUCGGGCUCACGAACAAGAAAGUUUUGCCGGAUUGGCUGAAGAAUGCAUCAAUGGACCGCCUAAUUUAUCCAGAUGGCGAUUGGGGCGAAAUUAAGUGGAGCGACAAAUUGAAGCCUUGCAAAUCAGUAUUUCAUGCGAUAGUUGCAGCUAUCUACCUGACGCUGGGUAUGCCCGAGGUCUAUCGUGUUCUCUUUGAGGCUUUUGGUUUCGAUGUGGACGCCCCACAAUUUCAACCUCGGCCUAGGGUCUGUGAAGAUGUGGAUCACUUAUCGCCUGAGCUUGAUGGAGAGAGACUUUCUUGGCAAGAUAUUGCUUAUUAUCAGCCUCCUGAAGAAGCCUUGUUCGCAGAGCCAAGACUUUUCCGAUCAUGCGUUCCUCCAGGAAUGCAUCGAUUUCGCCAAAAUCUGUGGGAGCUAGAAAGUUUGCCAGUUGUGGAGCGAACACUGGGUUAUCCACAGCCUGUGAGGGAUGACAAUCCUGUACUGGAAUCUGCACGCAACAUUGAAUUACAGCUUGGGCUUCAGCUAUGUUUUCUGCAUCCGUCAGCUCACAAGGCGGAGCACCCUCGAUUUUGUAAUGAGCGAUUAGAGUAUUUGGGAUCAAAAGUGCAGGAUGUAAUAAUGGCGGAGAAAAUUCUCAUGAAACAUUUAGAUGCGCCGGGUGCUUGGAUUGAAGAAAGACAUCGCAGAUUGCUUCUGAAUCGUCUAUGUGGCCUCUAUCUUCGCAAUCUCAAACUGCAUCAUCAUAUUGUCUACUCUGACGAGCGACGAGAACUGUAUGUCAAAUCUAGGAAGCUUAGGAACUUUUCUACAACUGGUGUAUCUCAGGCCAUUCAUGGACUCGCCUACACCGUGUAUGGACGACCUGACGUUCGACGUAUAAUGUUCAGAGUCAUGAACUUCGAGCAGUUGGAGUCUCCCAUAGAAUAAAUGAAGUUGCCCACUUCAACUCGGGGAUUUUUCGAAAACUAUUGCGUUAGGGGAGACCUCGACAAACAGUUCAUGUUUCAGCAUAUCUUAUGCAAUCCUGGUUAAUUUGUGAUCAAGCCUGCACUACCCAGAUUCAAGUUGACCUUCUUUCUGCUCCAGCUGACCAUCUGGUGAAUUAUCUGGACAAAACAUGGCCGUUAUCAGCUUGAUGCAGCUCUUGUUCCUCACAGUGAACUGCCUGCCAUUUACAGUAAGAUGUUGCUGUACAUUUUACUCAACUAUUGUAGAAGUAUCCAGAUGUUACUGGCGCAUGAACCCGGUGGCCAGUGGCUACUACAAAAGAAAAUUUGCAAUGACCACGGUGCAUAAAUAUCCAUUUCCUGGAUUAGGUAGCCUAGACCCAGAUUAGGAUGAUUAGUGGACUGUAACACAAUUUUCAUACACAUUGCUCUUUGUCUAGCUUGUGUUAGACCCAGAGUUGCUUUCUCAAUUGGGUAUAUAAUACAUGGGCCUAUACAUCUCUCUCUCUCGCA